Messenger RNA from Cyphomyrmex costatus, 891 nucleotides. RefSeq names its product Cytochrome c oxidase copper chaperone COX11 (gene Cox11). The coding region runs from base 153 to 839 and encodes 228 amino acids. The record is from RefSeq and is a predicted model, not a curated record. Gene Ontology annotation, cellular component: mitochondrial inner membrane. Gene Ontology annotation, molecular function: copper ion binding. The transcript is spliced from 4 exons. Lineage: Eukaryota; Metazoa; Arthropoda; Insecta; Hymenoptera; Formicidae.
AUGCGUCGUUUAAAAAAUUGUUUUCGGUCGCCUGCUGUUUAAUGUCAUCAUGCUUUUGAGGAGAGUUUAAUUUUUAACAACAAAUAUAUAAAAAUUGUUGCGCAUUUAGGUUAACCCUCCGUUUUGGAUUGACAGUAAAGAAAUUUUUAAAGAUGUACCUGAACGUCUGUCGACUGUUUACACGAACAUGCGUGAGGCAGAUACACACCAGCGUGUCGCAAAAUUUAAUGAAAGAUCAUUCUGACAACACGAUGCGAAAGAAAUUGCGUUCCACUGCCUUGUAUUGGUCUGGAGUCGGAGUUCUGGUAGUUGGUUUGAGUUAUUCUGCAGUGCCUUUGUACAGAAUGUUUUGCCAGUCAUAUAGUUAUGGUGGAACAAUAUCAGCUGGUCAUGAUUCUAGUAAAGUGUCUACAAUGACACCUAUUAAAGAUAGAAAGAUCAAAAUUAAGUUUAAUGCAGAUGUGGCGUCGUCGAUGCGAUGGAACUUUAAACCGCAACAAAAGGAGAUUACGGUUAUUCCUGGAGAGACGGCUUUAGCAUUUUAUACAGCCACAAAUCCGACCGAUAACCAAGUUGUAGGAAUAUCCACAUAUAAUGUUUUACCAUAUGAAGUAGGACAAUACUUUAAUAAAAUACAAUGCUUCUGUUUUGAGGAACAAAUGCUUAACCCAAAUGAACAAGUUGACAUGCCAGUAUUCUUCUUCAUUGAUCCUGAAUUUACAGAGGAUCCAAAGAUGGAGUUUGUUGAUGAAGUAGUUCUCUCCUAUACAUUUUUUGAGGCUAAACCAGGAUUUAAUCUGCCUGUACCAAGCUAUGCCAAAAGUCACUCAACAAAGUAAAGUAAAUAUCACGUAGCCUAAAUUUCUUUAGGAGUGUAUUUCAAGUGAUGAC